AUGGCUGCCGCAGAUGCGUUGGAACGAGCCAAAGACUACGCAAAGGCUUUGGGAUUGUCUGCUGUAUGGCCUGUGGAAGUCAGAGAAGCGCAGUGGGGCAAUCAUGACGCUAAUGCUGUCAUGAAAGUGCAGGAGAAGGCGAUGGAUAUGAGAAGAUCGGUCUCUGAUUCGGAUCCAGCGUUUGCGGAUUUGUUCUUUGAGCCCGAAGAGGUCACGAUGAGCACGAGAAUUGACUGUAAAUUUGAGGCAGAGUAG
Messenger RNA from Aureobasidium musti, 255 nucleotides. The record is from the annotation of a GenBank genome assembly. NCBI's taxonomy places the organism in Eukaryota, Fungi, Ascomycota, Dothideomycetes, Dothideales, Saccotheciaceae.